Molecule: messenger RNA, 1601 nt
Organism: Sinocyclocheilus anshuiensis
Lineage: Eukaryota; Metazoa; Chordata; Actinopteri; Cypriniformes; Cyprinidae
Product: putative transferase CAF17 homolog, mitochondrial
Exons: 3
Coding region: 378-1442 (354 amino acids)
Biological process (GO): iron-sulfur cluster assembly
Cellular component (GO): mitochondrial matrix
Molecular function (GO): protein binding
Source: RefSeq, a predicted model, not a curated record
AACACCGGCGCGUGACGGCGUUAUUUUAGCAUCGCACAGCGUUUAGAAAUAGGCGUUUCAAACAAACUGCGAUAGAAUACACACACGUAUUGACCCCUUUGGCUUUCACUACAAACGAACCGAUUACUACGGCGCAGUAUUAGCUCAUACAUAUUAAUAGAACACGUAACUGAUUGGACGGGCCAGGAAGGACGUAGACGAUCAUAUUAUCAAUAUUCAUGAGCUAAACCAUAGAAUGGAUUCGUAUUCCGACCACCAGCAAACGCACGCGCAAUGCAGUAUGGGAUUGAAAAGGAAGGUGCGAGACAAAAUAACGCGAACUUGUGUUGUUUUGAGGAACUUUGAGCUUUUAUAGCUGCGCUUCAGGAAACGUCACAAUGCAGAGGGUGAUUUCGUUUAGCAGUGCUUUCAGAGCGACCGUGACAGGACUUGUCUCGUGUACGAGACACGAGAAUGCGUGCAGGACUCCGAUUAGAAAACACAAUCAAGAUCAACCCACCAACAAUACAGUACACUUGAGCUGUUACAGCCUACCGCACAGGACUCUCAUCAGUGUGUCUGGACAAGACACGAGCUCAUUCCUGCAAGGAAUAAUAACCAAUGACAUGGCUCUUCUGGCAGAGGAUGCACUGCGCGCAAUGUAUGCUCACAUUCUCAAUGUUCAAGGCAGGACACUCUAUGACGUCAUGCUUUACAGUUUAAAAGGAAACCCAGACGGAUUGAAUGGUGUGCUUCUGGAGUGUGACAGCACUGUACAGGACUCCAUUAUGCAGCUUCUGAAAGUUUACAAGAUACGUCGUAAAGUGAACUUCAGCUUGUGUCCCAGUCUCUCACUAUGGGCUCUGUUACCUCAAAAUAAAACUGCAGUGUUGGGGAAGUCAAAGCCGGAUGUUACUGCAGCAGAUAAAGUAUUAGUACUGGAACAAGACCCAAGAACUGAACUCAUGGGCUGGAGAAUGAUCACUAGCUGUCGGAAUAACCCACAUGAGGUCGUCUCCGUUUGUCAAGAGAGCAACACUGAAGAAUACCACAGACAUCGCUAUGAAAUUGGACUACCUGAAGGAGUCAAAGAUCUUCCGCCAGGUGAGGCCCUUCCACUGGAGUCUAAUCUUGUCUACAUGCAGGGAAUUAGCUUCAGCAAGGGAUGCUACAUCGGACAGGAACUGACUGCCAGAACUCACCACACUGGUGUGAUAAGGAAGCGUGUAAUGCCUGUUACCAUGUCUGCUCCGGCUGAGACCCUGGACCAAGGUGCCGCUCUUGAGACUGAGGGGGGCAAACCAGCAGGGAAACACAGGGCAGGAAUCGACAAGCUGGGACUGAGCCUCGUACGCUUGGCUCAUGCCAGAGAGCCACUAAAACUUAAAUCCUCUGACGGCGUGACAGUGUCUUUACAGGCUACUGUACCUGACUGGUGGCCAAAAAACAGUAAAGAUAAAUGAAUUGGCAACACUAGAAAGCUCAAAGGCCCACCUGAAUGCUGUAAUUGUAAUGCAGAUCAUAUUUAUUUAGCUAACUUCAAAAUUGAAAACUAUAACUUUUACACAGAAGUCUGUUGAUAAUGUAUUAGUUGACACCUUGAAAUAAAAUGUUUAAAAAAU